Molecule: messenger RNA, 1600 nt
Organism: Stereum hirsutum FP-91666 SS1
Lineage: Eukaryota; Fungi; Basidiomycota; Agaricomycetes; Russulales; Stereaceae
Product: cytochrome P450
Exons: 11
Coding region: 26-1525 (499 amino acids)
Molecular function (GO): oxidoreductase activity, acting on paired donors, with incorporation or reduction of molecular oxygen; monooxygenase activity; heme binding
Source: RefSeq, a predicted model, not a curated record
AUGCCCCAUCUUCAACAUCUCCAACAUGGCACCGGAAUAUUCUCAAAGCACAUUGGCGGCCAUGUCUUUGACGAUGUUCUGCUUGAUAGUGUGGUAUCGAAGCAGAGGCCCACCAUUGGACCAUAUCCCAAGCAUGGGGCCUACAGCACCUGUAGCUGCGUAUAUAAGUGCCAUUUACUUCCUUUUCAAUGCUCCCGCAGUCGUUCAAAAAGGUUACGAGCGAUAUAAAGGGUCCUUGUUUAAAAUACCAAGGCUCAACUACUGGGAAGUCAUGGCUAGUGGAUACGAAUCCCUUGAAGACAUCCGCAAGGCUUCAGACGAUGUCCUUUCACUCGACGGGGCCCUCCGUGAGAUCUUGCAGACCAAAUAUACGUUAGGCUCUAACAUCGCAGAUGACCCGUAUCAUAUUCCAAUUAUCCAGUCUCAGCUCACGAAAAGCAUUCCCGGGUUUUGCGGUGACAUUCAUGACGAGAUCGUCGCGGCUUGUACGGAAGCUAUUCCCUGCGUGGGACAUGAGUGGGUAGCUGUUAAGUCCUUCCAGACUGUGGUAGAGAUCAUGUGUCGCACGAUAAAUCGAGUCUUCGUUGGUCUGCCUCUCUGCCGUGAUAACGAUUAUAGGGCGCUCAUAUCCAAGUUCACAGUAGAUGUGGUAAAAUGUGCCUAUAUCAUACGAAUAUGUCCAGACUUUUUGAAACCUCUAGUGGGGCGACUGGUCACAACUGUUCCUUCGGCUGUAUUGCGUGCAUCUAAGCACUUGGGUCCCCUCAUUGAGGAGCGUAUAAAUACAUCAGACAGCACCGAUGCUGUGAAAACGGAUCUCUUGACCUGGUUGAUCGAAGGCUCUCAGGACGAUGAGCGGUCCAUUGAGAUGCUGUCCCGCAGGGUACUUGCAGUGAAUUUUGCAGCAAUUCACACUUCUUCGAUGAUAUUCACCCACGCUCUUCAUCGUCUGGCAGCACAUCCUGAGUUCGCCCAAGCUUUGAGGGAGGAAGUGGAACCUGUCACCGCGGAGUUUGGUUGGUCCAAGACAGCACUAGACAAGAUGAAAAGGGUCGAUAGUUUUCUCCGAGAAGUUUUGCGCGUCGAUGGUUUAGGAAUGAUCGCAUUACCUCGUCGCGCCCUCAAGCCUUUUACUUUCUCGAAUGGAAUGUCUAUUCCGCCGGGAACCACGGUGUCAUGCUGUAUGAGAUCAACCCACUUCGAUGAGGAGUAUUACGACGAUCCAAACACCUUUAACCCCUUCCGCUUCUCUGACCCACCAUCAAAUGGGGCCAACACCUCGAAACAAGGCCAUAAGCAGAUGGUUUUGACUGGUGCUGACUUCUUGUCCUUUGGACAUGGGCGUCAUGCAUGUCCAGGACGAUUCUUUGCAUCUGCGGUGCUCAAAAUGCUGCUCACUCACGUUGUCACCACAUAUGAUGUGAAGUUUGAGGGAGAAAAGGUACCCAGACAGUUCUUCAUUAAUGGCGUCUUGCUUCCAGGCAGAGGGAAUGUCAUGUUCCGGAAGCGAUCUGCAAGUACGUAGUAGUAGCCUGCGUUUUGUGGAAUAGGAAUAGGAAUACCAUACCCAUCGUUAGAGUACUGUUGUGGUAUGAAUAUG